GUGGCCGUGGCCUACAUUGCCGGCUUCCUGCUGGAGGAGAGGGUGGUCUGCAACGAGCGCUUCGCUGAGGAUGGCUCCCGCACCGUGGCGCAGGGCACGAAGCGAGAGGGCUGUACCAUCCUCUUCAUGAUGCUCUACUUCUUCGGCAGGUGGGUCAUCCUCCCCCUCACCUGGUUCCUGGCCGCUGGCAUGAAGUGGGGCCACGAGGCCAUCGAGGCCAACUCCCAGUACUUCCACCUGGCCGCUUGGGCCGUGCCGGCCAUCAAGACCAUCACCAUCCUCGCCCUGGGGCAGGUGGACGGGGACGUCCUCAGCGGUGUCUGCUUUGUGGGCAUCAACAACGUGGAUGCCCUGCGGGGCUUCGUGCUGGCCCCCUUGUUCGUCUACCUGUUCAUCGGCACCUCCUUCCUGCUGGCCGGCUUCGUGUCCCUCUUCAGGAUCCGGACCAUCAUGAAGCAUGACGGCACCAAGACGGAAAAGCUGGAGAAGCUCAUGGUGAGGAUAGGCAUCUUCAGCGUCCUCUACACGGUGCCAGCUACCCUUGUCAUUGCCUGCUAUUUUUACGAGCAAGCUUUUAGGGAACAGUGGGAGAGGAGCUGGGUCACGCAGAGCUGUAAGAGCUACGCCAUCCCCUGCCCCAACAACCACAGCAGCCACCACCCGCCCAUGAGCCCUGACUUCACCGUCUUCAUGAUCAAGUAUCUCAUGACCUUAAUCGUGGGCAUCACCUCGGGCUUCUGGAUCUGGUCUGGGAAAACCCUGAACUCCUGGAGAAAGUUUUACACCAGGCUCACCAACAGCAAGCAGGGCGAGACCACUGUCUGA
Molecule: messenger RNA, 825 nt
Organism: Tauraco erythrolophus (red-crested turaco)
Lineage: Eukaryota; Metazoa; Chordata; Aves; Musophagiformes; Musophagidae
Gene: FZD1
Product: frizzled class receptor 1
Biological process (GO): canonical Wnt signaling pathway; non-canonical Wnt signaling pathway
Cellular component (GO): plasma membrane
Molecular function (GO): Wnt receptor activity; Wnt-protein binding
Source: RefSeq, a predicted model, not a curated record